Molecule: messenger RNA, 6261 nt
Organism: Epinephelus fuscoguttatus (brown-marbled grouper)
Lineage: Eukaryota; Metazoa; Chordata; Actinopteri; Perciformes; Serranidae
Gene: plppr2a
Product: phospholipid phosphatase related 2a
Exons: 9
Coding region: 110-1153 (347 amino acids)
Biological process (GO): signal transduction; phospholipid metabolic process; phospholipid dephosphorylation
Molecular function (GO): phosphatidate phosphatase activity
Source: RefSeq, a predicted model, not a curated record
UGUUCUUGCACUCUCCCCCUCUCCUCAUCUCCUCAUUGGACCGAGCGCUGCUCAGGAGGAUAAGGAGACAGAGAGCUGGACAGAGGGACGCUCAGAGAAACAGAGAGGGAUGGCAGUGGAGGAGAAGCCGGGUGUGAAGAGCAGCAGCUCCAUCGUCCCCUGCUUCCUGUUUGUGGAGCUGGUGAUCAUGGCUGGGACGGUGCUGCUGGCUUACUACUUCGAGUACACGGACACCUUCCCCGUGCACAUCCAGGGCUUCUUCUGCUACGACAAGACCUUCUCUAAGCCCUACCCCGGUCCGGACGACACCAGCAAGAUCCCGCCCGUGCUCAUCUACUCGCUCGUCACAGCCAUCCCCACCCUCACGAUUCUUGUUGGAGAGCUGUGUGCCUUUUUCACCAAGGCAGAGGGAACCCAGGAGAAGACCAUAGUGACUGCAGACUGCUGCUACUUCAACCCCCUGCUGAGACGUAUAAUACGCUUCCUAGGUGUCUAUGCCUUUGGCCUGUUCACCACCACCAUCUUUGCCAAUGCGGGCCAGGUGGUGACAGGAAACCAGACGCCUCACUUCCUGUCUGCCUGCCGCCCAAACUACACAGCGUUAGGCUGCCAGUCCACCAUGCAGUACAUCGCAGAGCGCCGCGCCUGCACAGGCAACCCGCUGAUCGUCAUGUCUGCGAGGAAGUCCUUCCCGUCCAAGGACGCAGCGCUCAGCGUCUACUCCGCAGUGUACACAGUGAUGUACGUGACACUGGUGUUCAAGACCAAAGGCACGCGGCUGACCAAGCCCACCAUCAGCCUCACGCUGCUCUGCCUGGCCAUGCUGGUAGGCGUGGUCAGGGUGGCUGAGUACCGCAACCACUGGGGGGAUGUCCUGGCGGGAUUCUUCACCGGGGGAGCCAUCGCUGUGUUCCUGGUGACUUGUGUGAUUAACAACUUCCAGCAGAUGCUGCCGAGUCCUCCUCCACUGCGACCCCAGCGCCCUGAGUCCGUGCUGGGCAUGCCGAUGGUGACGCUGCCCUGUGUGGAGAGUCCACUCGAAAAACUCCGCGGGGAUCUCCGUUCACCGAGAUCACAUGACCAUCAGCCCUAUCGGUUCCCCGCCACCCCCGAUGUCCUCAUACCGUCUCGCUCCAUUUCCAGCGAAGUCUAGACCAGCCAGAGCAGCACUCGCCGCACUGCGCCGCCCAUCCGGCUGGGCGGUACGCAACGCUGCACCGCUCCUAUUCCACACAGGUCUAGACCUUCCCUGAUAAAGCACACACAUAAACACACUUCCUGUUGCCCUCUCAACCCCCGGGGAACCGAUAGGUAAACUCUUCAAAGACUGAACAUUCAAUACAGAGUCAGGUUUCUUUUUUCAUUUUGAAUAUUCGACUUAAAGACGUUUUUUCUUUUGUAUGAACUCGAUCAUCUUCAGUGGCAUGCUCUGUACGAAAAAACACAUCGACCACUGAGAAUGUCCAUCGCUUUAACAACAGUAUGAACGAGUUUUCACCUGUUUGAAGGAGGCUAAACGUGAUGGUGAACUCCCUCUAUGACUCCCAGGAUGCAGCUUUGAUGUCUGCUGUCAGGAGGUUGCCAUGUUGGACCAAAGAAACCCGCUGAAGGACACGUGUGCUGCUGAGAUUUACCCGUAAAAACAUCCUUUUAGCAAGCCAUACGCACACACACACACACACACACACAGACACUCCGCUGGUCUUUUUCUCACCCUCUCUCUUUAUCUCUUCUCAUUCACACACACACGCACGCACGCACACACAGCAGUCUGACUAGCAGUGCCCUUGUCAGCUCCGCAUGAGGUUUACUCGGAUCAAAGAAUCCAUUUCAUAUCUCUCAGCAGAAGCACCAGACAAAAGCAAACAGGAUGAAAGUACAGACAUCUUCACUUGGCUAUCUUCGUCAUGUUUUCCUCUCUCAGAGGGUUGCAGCUUCGCCAAAAACUGAUGUGAAAUACAAACACAUUUGAUAAGACAAAGCCAAGCGCCCGACUGCAGGUGGCACAACAGUGAGCCAAAUAAAGUGCAUCACAUUCAGGAGCAAAUAUUUGUUCAGUUUUGUAUUCUUUUGAGACGAGGAGCCUUCAUACAAAACGCCUCCUGUGAUGCCAACAGACUUUUUUGUUUCUUGCUUUGUUUUUAUUUCAGGCGUCGCUCACCCUGAGGUGGAAUUCCUCUCUCGCCGAAUCUUGAAAAGAUUGGCUACAAACUGGCCAAGUCAUGUAAUUAUUGUGAUUAUUUUCUGAGAUUUUAUUAAUAGAUUUAUUUAUUGACAUGUAUAUACGGUGUGGUUGCCAUAAGCGCUCCAUGUGGCGUGACAGUUUUGCUGAUUUUUGAUUUGCACACUCCCUCAUGUUUUUUAAUUCUCCCUCCUCCUCCAGCAUCUUUUUACAACCUCUGUUUAGUUCUUCUCUGUGUUUUCUUGACUAUAAAAGCAUCACUGUGCUGUGAAAUGUUUCCCUCUGCUGGACGACACACACACACACACACACACACACAUACACACACACACACACACACACACACACACACAUACACACACACAUGACUAAAGUCCUGUUUUACAGAGCACACAAAUAUCCAAACGUACUCAAAAGCACACACGCACAAUCACUUAUAUCCCCUAUAGAUGUUACUGUACGUCCUUUUACCCUCCAUCCACUUUCUAACACUGAACCUGUUUGUAUGAUACUGUACAUAACUCUUUUUUGUAUUGAGAGUGUGAUUUUUACACAAGCAUCACCAACACUCAGCGUAGAUAUCGAGGGAAAUCUUGUCUGUAUAAUAGCGAUAGAGAACAGUGUGUAUGAAGGUGCUGAACCGCUCUGAACCAACACUGGAUCGGUUGGAAAACACCCAGAUAACUUUAAAUAAAACUACUGAAUUUGCCCUCUGGAUGAAGUUUAGACUGGGAGAGUUGUUUACUCAUAGUUUAUAAAUUACUGUGUGUUCAUGAGGUUAUGAACUCGAAGCCCUCUCUGUUUUGGAUCCUCGUGUUUGCAUAAAUAGUGUGUGUGAAUCACUUUUCCCUCAUUUCUUGUCAAAUCUUAAGAUCAUGGUCUUUUGUCUGCUCACAGCAAACAGAAAUACAACAUGUUAAAGCUGCACUAACACUACGUCCACACAUGAGUGUCUGUGUCACUCUGCAGUUACACCUUCAAAACACUAGUCGGCUGUGGGGUUUCUGUGAAGUGUUGUAAAGUUUAGUUGAUUCAAAACACACAUUAAACACACAUUAAACACACAUUAAACAUGGCUUAAUAGAGACAGUUUCAAACACAAGUACACAAAUCAGCUUCACUAUAACUCGCAGCAUUCACAGACAAACACUUGUCUUUAUCUGGACACAUUUUCCCCACAAAUACAACAUGCUAACAUUAUUAGCACAAGCCUAUGGCAUUUUACAUUGUAUAAAUUAGCCUAGCAGCUAGCAGACUUUUCCUCUACUCAUAUGAAGCCAGGGACAACAGCAACAUUUAACAAAGGUAACGUUACAAAAUUCAGCUCCAUUACAGCUCACAAGGUUCACUGACAAAACAACUGUCUUAUACUAAACACGUUUUCCAAACAAAUACAACAUGCUAACUUUAUUAGCACAAGCCUAUGGCAUUUUACACUGUAUAAAUUAGCUUAGCAGCUAGCGAACUUUUCCUCUACUCAUGUUCCAGCCAGGAUAAAUCACACACAGGACUUAAAAUGCUAUCUUUGUGGAGGCUUUAUUGUCUUCACAAUUUAUUGUUUCUGAAAUUAAAGUAAAUCAAAGCGUCGACACAGAGCCUACGCCAUAGUUACAGCGUUGAUUCACCACAGAAGUAUAAAUUCCGCCUUACAUGUUUUGUUUAGCAAAAUGAGCACACCAUUUUCAUGAUUAUUGAAGCCUAAAUGCCAUCAUCGCAGGUAAAAAGCUACCAUAAGGCUACUAACGAACUACACUACAGUCGCAUGACCUAACGUCGCCACCAUAAUAAGACUGUACAGCCGUGUUCAGCGCAGCUCAGCGUGAUGAUGUUCUGUUGUCUCAUUUAGCCGCUGUAACAACUACGUUUUUCAAGACACAUAGAAGCUUCAGCGUUCACAAGUUGGGUAUUUACUGAUGAAUUUUAUGUUGUAGAACAAAACGUGACCUUAUUCCAGACAUCUGAACAAAAACUCACUGACUUUGAGACGAGGGAACCAGGAGUUGUAAAAUGCUAACUCAUUUCAGGGUUGUAGGUCUUUCUCUGCAUGGUAGUUAAUUGCGAGAGACCUUUUUUCCCCGUUUGACUUGCUUCAUGGAUUACACAUGAUUUUAAGGAAUUCAGUAGGUCUUUUUGCAAAUAGGGAUGUCAGCUCUUAUUCAUUAUUUGGUUCACUGUUGAGAGUAUUUUUGAUCGGUUAAUUUUGCUGCUCCUCAGCUUACUGCGCUGCACACCUCCAGGGUCUGCAGGUAGCUAGCUCAACUGAUUCAGGUUUUUUGUAACUGAGAUUUUGGACUGUUGUGUUGGACAGCGGUCUCCAUCACCGUCAUCAAAACAGUGUGUUCAUCCCUCCAGUGGAGUUCAGAGACUGGUAGAAUCAAUGCCAAGGUGCGUUGAAGCUGUUCUGGUGGUACAUGGAGGCCCAGCACCUUCUUACGACACUUCGUGCUGGUCGGUGGAGUUCCUCUUUAAGUCUUAGCAGUUGGAUGGAUGAUUAGAGUAGUCUGGUGGUGUUUUCACUGUGGAUCUCUAAAGCACACUCCCUGUGGAGCAACGACUCAGCGACCUCCCGCAUCUCUGUCUGUCACCACCGAGGAGGGGCUACAGUAUCUUGUGCCUUUUACACAAAUAGUAGUGCAGUCAGAUUUGGAUCAGCAUGACUUUCUAAUGUAAUCCCUAGUGAUUAUCUCCUCUGUAUUCCACAUGUAUCCUCUCUGUAUAUAUUUUUAUAAUCUGCCUGCACAAUGAUUAAUCCGGCCAAGUAUUAUAAUCCAAAGCUGAUCCUGUCGGAGGCCUGUUUUGUGUUGUGCUCUCCUGAAUGCAGGGGCAUGUCUCUAUGAAUGUUGUGAUGGGUGACUUAGUGGCAUUAAGAUGAGCUCACAGCGUCCAAGGUGAUGAGAGUGGAAACUAUAUUUUUUUGACAUAAGCUCUUUAAGAUGUAUAGUUGGCAGGAAGGCUAACAUCUCAAUUCUCUGGCCUCCUAAACUCAAAGCUGUGAAUAGUUGUAGAAUAAAACUGUAAUAUCGUUCCUAAUAAUCUGACAACACUGUGGGAGAUUUCCUGAGACUGGCCGACGCUGAUCAAAGCGCCGCGUGCUUUGAGUUUAGACUGAGACUGCGCUCCGCCGCAGCUCUCGUGCACAAAGUCAAAACUACACACGUUAGAAUCACAGUGUGUCGGACAAACUGAGAGUUUUUGUAUCUGUCAGGGUUUUCUACAGAAUAUAUUUCAAGACCUGAUAUUUGUGCUGCGUCUCACACCCUGGGGCUGUUUGGAAAAUAGACCGGAUGGAUUGAAUUUGAUAAGGCUGCUAUCGAAAGGCCGUGAUCUGUGUUGUAUCAGGUGAGAACGACCACAUUGCCUUUGUUUCUUUGGGGAGGCCAACAUUCAUUAUGUUAUAUAAUGAAUAUAUUUAAAUAUAUAUAUUAAAAAGGUAUACACAAACGUGUAUAUAUCUGUGAUCAAUAUUGAAACCAGAUGCACACUGUACUAAUUAAACCUCUGUUUUGGUCGUGUUUGGUGUUAAAUUUGAUGAGUUCUUCACAGAGCUGCAUCACAACCUGGUACUGAGCACUGUACGAUCGUCUCAAGGUUACACGUGGUACUUGGGCAACUACGAUUUUGGCCCCAUUUCUGUUUUUCUGAAGUAUUUGAUUUAAAGUUCGAUCCUUGGUGUACAAUGAAAUAAGAUGGAUUGAAUUCAGUUUCAUGACCGUGACAACAUUCAUGUAAUGAUUAAGAACGACUGGAAAAAUUGCAAACUCAUAAAUAACUUGACUUUAUUUUUCUUUUGAAUGAUUUGCCAGUUUGGCUUCUGUUCCUUCCCCUUUGUUUUGUCUGUUUUUAUUUUUGUCUUUUAAUGCAAUGCAAUUUCUUGUUAUGAUCUGUUCAUGUUUUUCUGGAGAUUUUAAUGUGAAACAGCCUACACUACACGCAGGCCUUAGGGUCUUCGUCUGAGCAUUACCUUGUGACUCGGAUUGUCGUCGUCUACAAUGACCACUACUAAUGAUCUUGUAAUUGUAGUGCUGAAAGCUGAGACUUACUUGAAAGUGUUGCUCUUCAAUAAAGUUGAAGACGAGAGA